AUGGCAAGGUGCUCUUGGAUAAUAUUCUUCCUUCUCUCUGCCCUUUUCCUUCAGACUGAGCAGGCAGUAUUUAUAUCAGCUGAUGAUGCAAACAGUGUUAUCAAGAGACAGAGACGUGCCGGUACCCUACUUCUGGAAGAGGUCCUUCAAGGCAGUUUGGAAAGAGAAUGCCUAGAAGAGAGAUGUACACAUGAAGAAGCAAGAGAAGUAUUUGAAAAUGAUGAAAUGCUCAAAAUGUUUUGGGAUAUCUACUAUGGUGGCAGGAGGUGCUCCUCCAGCCCUUGCCAACACAACGGGGUGUGUGAGGACAGCAUCCGUGGCUACACCUGCACCUGUGCCGAGGGCUAUGAGGGAGAGAACUGUGCUUUUGCUAAAAAUGAGUGUCACCACCAAGCAAAGGUAGGAUGUGAUCACUUCUGCUAUCCAGGGAGUAAUUCCUACCGCUGUUCCUGUGCUGAUGGCUAUGAGCUUGGGAAGGAUGAAAAACAGUGCAUCGCAUUAGAUGCAUGUGCAUGUGGCAGACUUCAAGACAGUGAUAACCUUAUAAGUGAAACCAGGAAGAAAAGUGAUGAGCGAUUUCCUUGGCAGGCACUGCUGCUGAACUCAGAAGGGAAAGGCUUCUGUGGAGGAGUGUUGCUAAAAAGUAACUUCGUGUUGACCACAGCAGAGUGUGCCCUUCUGCACAGCCACUUUCAGAUCAGAGUCGGUGCUGGGCCUAAUGGAACAAGUGGCACCGGGAAGACAAUGCAGGUUAGUGAGAAGCACAUACACAUCCGCUAUGACGAAGACACUGGUGAGAACAACAUUGCAUUACUACAACUUCAGGAGCAUGCCGAGUGUGACAACUACCACCUCCCUGUGUGCACCCCUGAGAGAGACUUUGCAGAACACGUCCUAAUUCCCAAACUGGCUGGUACAGUCAGUGGCUGGAGAAUGGAAGGUGAUGAACUUCAAGGCGAAGAGCUGCAGGUUUCAUACCUUCCUGCUGAGGACUGCAAACAAAUACUCAACAUCAGCCUCACCAACAGGCAGUUCUGCGGGCACCUCCAGGAGCCUGUGCACAAACGCCUGGCUGGAGGGAGCUUCCUGGUUACUGAGUACAAGGGCACGUGGUUUCUGACUGGAAUCCUGGGAUCCUGGCCCCUAGAAGACACUGACUGGGAAACACUGCUUUUCACCAACACUGCAAGGUAUAUGGUAUGGGUUAAACAAAAAAUAAAGUAA
Messenger RNA from Catharus ustulatus (Swainson's thrush), 1224 nucleotides. It is a transcript of the gene PROZ, whose product is annotated as protein Z, vitamin K dependent plasma glycoprotein. Gene Ontology annotation, biological process: blood coagulation; proteolysis. Gene Ontology annotation, molecular function: serine-type endopeptidase activity; calcium ion binding. Gene Ontology annotation, cellular component: extracellular region. Bases 1 to 1224 code for a protein of 407 amino acids. The transcript is spliced from 8 exons. Lineage: Eukaryota; Metazoa; Chordata; Aves; Passeriformes; Turdidae. The record is from RefSeq and is a predicted model, not a curated record.